AUGUUACACAACACUUCUUACUACGGGCUCGCGAUGGACUCCGCUAAAGGCGGUUUUCCGGCCCGGCGCAAGGGUGGCGGCGUAUCGUAUGGUGUGGAUAUGUUGUCACUAUCGCUUGGUUCUUCGGCGAGAUUUGGGCCGAAUUUUCAUAGAGAUCCGAUUGCGAUUGGAUCGUUUCAUGCGGUGGAGAAGGGGAUUAUGGUGGUAUGUUUGGCGGGGAAUGAUGGUCCGAAUCGGGAAUCGGUUGUUAAUAUUGCGCCGUGGAUACUUACGGUGGCGGCGACUUCGAUUGAUCGGAAUUUUCAAGCGGAUAUUAUUUUAAGUGAUAAAACGUUGGUAAAGUUUAGAGAAAACAAUUCUAAAGUAUUGUGGUAA
Molecule: messenger RNA, 375 nt
Organism: Lactuca saligna
Lineage: Eukaryota; Viridiplantae; Streptophyta; Magnoliopsida; Asterales; Asteraceae
Source: the annotation of a GenBank genome assembly